CCCCGACGCUAAAACUAAGUGUUUUGUUUUUUUACGUUGAUAAAGUAAGCAGAACACAGUUUCCGAGCUGUUUUGAAACGUCGCGGUCGUCUUGUUUAAGUAGGUAGUAAUGUAGUGUGCGGAUAAGUUAUCUAUAGUCUAGGAAUGUAAUUAGAUUUUUAUUCUGUGCUGCAGGCGCCCGCCGUUUCCGAUUCAAUUUUCUUGCGAUAUUUAUUUUUAAUUUUAACAAUCUAAAUUAUCUUAUUGCAAUGAAGUUAUAAAGUCUUUCGAGUUUAGACCAAUUCCCACAUUAGUUUUAAUUAAAUGUUAAUUAGAAAUGUGAAAGAUUAAACAGCAUCUGUUUGACUGCAUAGUUAGGUUAGUUAGUCUAAGAUUGGCUAGGGCUGCAGCAGUCGUCAUAUGAGUUUGAUCUCUAACAACUGCAAGAUUGUAAAAAAAUAAUUUAAAAAUAAAUAAACCCGCGAAGAUGAGUGAUGAAAAAGUGAAGAUGCGAAAGCAGCUUGGACUGCUGGAAGGUGUAGCUAUUAUUUUAGGGAUAAUAUUCGGCAGUGGUAUAUUUAUAUCGCCAAAGGAGGUUUUAGAAAAAACGGGGUCAGUAUGGGGCGCACUUUCUGUUUGGGCUGCUUGCGGUGGACUUGCGACCCUUGGGGCCAUGUCCUACGCAGAAUUGGGUACCACAUUGGCACAGAGUGGUGGUGACUACCAUUACAUUAAUGAGGCCUAUGGACCUUUACCUGCAUUCCUGUACUUGUGGGAUGCCAACUUAGUGUUUGUGCCGAGUACAAAUGCUAUUAUGUCACUGACUUUUGCCAACAACAUUCUGGACCCCAUAUUUCCGGACUGCCCCAUCGACCCCAUGUGUAGAAAACUUAUCGCAGCUGUUACUAUUUGUUUCCUAACGUUCAUAAACGCGUACGACGUCAGAUUUACGACCAGGAUCCAGAAUGUGUUCAUGUUCACCAAGAUUACGGCGCUCGUCAUCAUCAUAGUGGGAGGCAUCAUCUGGAUGGGCAAAGGUGGGACUGAACACUUUGAGGAUGGUUGGGGUGGCACGAAGUCAUCGGUCAGCGAUUGGUCCGUCGCCUUCUAUUCUGGUAUCUUCUCGUACUCCGGUUGGAACUACUUGAACUUUAUGACAGAAGAAUUGAAGGAUCCCUUCGUGAAUCUUCCGCGAGCGAUCUACGUCUCCCUUCCCAUGGUGACUGCGAUUUACGUGCUGGCUAAUGUUUCGUACUUGGCGGUUCUCGGGCCGCUAGGAGUAUUGGCCACGGAGGCUAUAGCCGUGGACUUUGCAGCAUCUUGCUUGGGUUUCCUACGAUGGGCGAUGCCCACUCUGGUUGCUAUCGCCAUUCUGGGAGGUCUGUCGGUGCACAUCAUGACGUCAUCCCGUAUGUGCUUCGCCGGUGCCCGCAAUGGACACAUGCCCGAGCUGUUGGCUCACAUCAAUGUCAAAUGCAUGUCACCGAUGCCUUCACUUGUGUUUUUGAUGCUGAUCUCAAUCCUGAUGUUAAUCCCGGACAAUUUGACAUCGCUAAUCACUUACUGUACGGUGGUGGAGUCCUUCUUUACCACGCUAAGUUGCAGUGCCGUGCUGUGGCUAAGGUACAAGAGGCCAGACCUACCAAGACCUAUUAGGGUGCAACUGUGGAUGCCGAUAGUAUUCGUGGGUAUUAGCGCGGUGUUGCUCGUGGUGCCGGUAGUAAGCGAGCCGGUGGCCGUCAUUGCCGGCGCGUUGAUGACCCUCGCCGGAGUCCCCGUGUACUACGGCUUUGUACGCUCUAGGCCAGCGUUUGUCGAGACUGCUUGUACUAAAUUCACCCACUGCUGCCAAAAACUGUUCCUGUCUGCUGUCGAGGAGAAAGAAGAAUAGAUUUUACUUAAGAUAAGUACAUAAAAUUUGUACCCAUUAACGGGGAACUGUACUAACUGAAUGUCACACUAUUAGCAAUAACUUAGACUUUACAGUUUAUUGGAGGUAAAGUUGCGAAAACUUUAUGUUUAAGGGAGUUUAUUGUUCAAUAAUUAUGCUACAUUGAAAAAGAGUUCAAUCUAAACCUCUGUGGUUUUUGUGGUCCGCCAUCACAUCUUAUAUUGGUCGCAUUAUAAGUUUACUAAUAGAUAUUAAGGAAAACUCUGUACUAUAAUUCGAGACAACAUUGUAAUUAAAUUACUAACUGAAAAGUGAUGUUAACGUCACACUAAAAUGCGAUUAAUCGCAAUCUAUUAC
This is a messenger RNA of Spodoptera exigua (beet armyworm), 2227 nucleotides long. NCBI's taxonomy places the organism in Eukaryota, Metazoa, Arthropoda, Insecta, Lepidoptera, Noctuidae. The record is from the annotation of a GenBank genome assembly.